GGAAAAGGUCGAAAAUAAUUAGGGACUGCAACUGUGUGAAAGGAGAAAAGUAUGACAAGGAAAUGAAAGGCAUAAAACAAGCACUAGCGUCCACCCUACACCUCCACUGCUUCAAUUCUUAUUGACAAGAAACGAGAGCAGUAGAAGAUAGAGGAGGAAGAUCAGGAAGAGAUCUUUGAAUUGAUCUCUUUGUUUUUUGUUAAUCUAGGAAGAGCCCGCUGGAGGGUCAGAGUUUGGAGGCUUUCGGAAGGGUCGUCCAGGGGGUGUCUCAGAUCAAUACCCAUAAAUUAAAAAAAAAGCAGGAGGUCAGGAAGAAGAAACGGGAGGAAGAGAAUCAUCUCGAGAAAAGAGAAGUGCUGUUAAUUUUGGCUCUGAGAUAGGAGAUGGCUUCAGCUUCGUCGACGGCACCCUUCUUUGAAAUCAGAGAAGAAGAGCUCCACAACCAGAUGAAGCAACAGCAAAUGGCCUCGAUACCCACCUCUUCGACAGCAGCUUCGCAAACCACAGCCCCAGUGAAGAAGAAGAGAAACGUCCCUGGAAAUCCAUAUCCAGAUGCGGAAGUGAUAGCUUUAUCGCCCAAGACACUGAUGACGACAAACCGGUUCAUCUGCGAGGUGUGCAACAAGGGGUUCCAGCGGGAGCAGAAUCUGCAGCUGCACCGCCGCGGCCACAACCUGCCAUGGAAGCUGCGGCAGAGGAGCACCAAGGAGGUGCGACGCCGGGUCUACGUGUGCCCCGAGCCGACGUGCGUGCACCAUGACCCGUCCCGCGCCCUUGGCGACCUCACCGGCGUCAAGAAGCAUUUCUUCCGCAAGCAUGGCGAGAAGAAAUGGAAGUGUGAGAAGUGUUCAAAGCGCUACGCCGUGCAGUCCGACUGGAAGGCACACUCCAAGACAUGCGGCACCCGCGAGUACCGUUGCGAUUGCGGCACCCUCUUCUCCAGGCGCGAUAGCUUCAUCACUCACAGAGCCUUCUGCGAUGCCCUAGCACAAGAGGGUACGAGGCUUCCAACCGGACUGAGCGCUAUCGGAAGCCACUUUUAUGGGAAUAGUAGCAUGGCUUUAGGCCUAUCUCAAGUAAAUUCUCAAAUUACUUCACUACAAGACCAAAGUCAGCCAUCCUCCAACAUCCCUCAGCUCGGUGGAAGCAGCGCCAGUGGAUCCCAUUUCGAUCACCUCAUCUCAUUUCCAAACCUUUCCCCCUUCCAUCCACCUCAGCCUCCUCCCUCUUCUGCCUUCUUCCUUGGUGAUUGCUCGAACCACGAAUUCAAUGAAGAAACACAGUCCCACCAUUCCUAUCCCCAAAACAAGACCUUCCGUGGGCUAAUGCAACUCCCUGAUCUCCAAAGCAGCACUAUCGCCUCUUCCUCUUCUGCCGCUGCUGCCACAGCCAACCUCUUCAACCUCAGCUUCUUCUCCAACAGUAGCUGUACAAGUAGCAUCAACACCAGCAACAAUGCUAGCAACCAAAACAACCACUUACUGAUUUCUGAUCAACUGAGAAAUGGAAAUGGCACCACCCUUAUCUCAGGAAAUAUGAGUAAUCACAUGGGUGCCAGCAUAUCUUCUAUCUUUAGCACCUCAAUGCAAAAUGAAUCCUCCUAUCCUCAGAUGUCUGCGACCGCUUUGCUUCAGAAGGCUGCUCAAAUGGGUUCAACAACAAGUGGUGGGUCCUCCUUGCUUCAAUGCUUCAAUAGCUCUUCAUCUUCCGGUGCAAAGAGAACUAAUUUCCAGGCUAGCUUUAGUGGCGGCAGCAGUGGUGGUGGAGAUGGCUUGAGAUAUCAAAUGGAGAAUGAAACCCGUCUCCAUGACCUAAUGCAUUCGCUUGCAAAUGGGAAAGCUGGUCUUAUUGGUGGCUCCGAUGGGAUCGCAGCAUUUGGUGGGAGUUGCACAACUGGUCAGCAAGGACAAGAAUCUGGGGGAUUUGGUGGGUUCAAUUCAGGCUUGUGUAACGUGGACGAAGCCAAGUUUCAUCACAAUCUUUCAGCUGGAAGCGUUAGAGGUUCCGAUCAGCUGACUAGAGACUUCCUCGGGGUUGGUGAUAUGGUGAGGAGCAUGGGCGGUGGGGUUUCCCAGGGAGAAUAGCAUCAUGGCCCAGACAUGAGCUCCCUGGAUUCCCAAAUGAAGUCUGCAUCCUCUAGCCGACCCUUCGCCAGUGGAAGCCUGCAAUGGUAGAGAAGAAAGAAAUAAGAAAGAACCAAGAGAAGAAUAGGGAGACCAAAGGCCUUGAAGAUAUACGUAGCUCAACCUGGCGAAAUGGUUGGGGAAUCUGUUGCAGUUGUUGUUGUUACUGUUUAGUUAGUAGGAUAUAGAUACUUGAAUGUUGGUUAGAGGGUUCCAUCUCUCGUUUCUUUUGCUUUCUAGCAUCAUAUCCCUCUCAUAGAUACAGAUAAACUGAAUGCAUUUUCUUUUGUUUCCUUUUCAUGAUUCCUUUUUUCUUGUCUUUCAGGUUAUCUUUAUUAAGAAAGGUGCAUGAUGCAAUUAACAUGUCUAGUUCUUAUGUAAUA
Messenger RNA from Phoenix dactylifera (date palm), 2506 nucleotides. Its product is annotated as protein indeterminate-domain 5, chloroplastic-like. Gene Ontology annotation, molecular function: DNA-binding transcription factor activity. Lineage: Eukaryota; Viridiplantae; Streptophyta; Magnoliopsida; Arecales; Arecaceae. The record is from RefSeq and is a predicted model, not a curated record. Gene Ontology annotation, cellular component: nucleus.